AUGGGCCGCCUUGUAUACGUCCGCGAAGACCGCGAAGCCGAACCUCGAUUUAUCGGAUCUGGUGGCAACACCCGUGGUGGCUUCGGCGGUGGCAACAUGCAUGGCGGGUUCAACCCGGGAUACGGUGGCCAUGGCCAUGGCGGCCCCGGAGGCCCCGGAGGCCCCGGAGCCGGUGGCGCUGGUCGCCAAAUCUACGUCGCCAACCUUCCUUUUAACGUUGGCUGGCAAGACCUGAAGGAUCUUUUCAGACAAGCAGCCCGCAACGGUGGUGUCAUUCGAGCGGACGUGCACUCUGGCCCUGACGGCCGGCCCAAGGGCUCUGGUAUUGUGGUAUUUGAAAGUCCUGACGACGCUCGAAGUGCCAUCCAGCAGUUCAAUGGCUACGACUGGCAAGGACGUACUAUUGAAGUCCGCGAGGACCGCUUUGCUGGAGCUGGAGGCAUGGGCUUCGGCGGCCGCGCUGGCUUUGGUGGUGGAAUGCGUGGCGGCUACGGCGGAGGGUUCGGCGGCCGCGGAGGAUUUGGAGGGCGCGGAGGAUUUGGAGGUGGCUUUGGCGGCCGUGGCGGCUUCGGCGGAGGUCCUGGUCCUGGUCCUGGUGGCUUCGAUGGCGCCCCGUCGGCCGCUGCUGCACCCAACCCGUUCACCGACAACGCUACCUCUGGAACUGAACGCAGCGAAAUUAUUUACGUCCGCAACCUCCCUUGGUCAACUAGCAACGACGAUCUGAUCGAGCUGUUCACUACCAUAGGUAAGGUUGAACAGGCCGAAAUUCAGUACGAGCCCAGCGGUCGCUCGCGCGGCAGUGGCGUGGUUAAAUUCGACACUGCUGAAACUGCCGAGACUGCGAUCUCCAAGUUUCAAGGAUACCAAUACGGUGGACGCCCUCUCAAUAUAAGCUUUGUCAAAUACGUGAACCAGUCAAGCGGUGAAGCCAUGGAGGCUGAUCCUCAUGCCGGCCUGACUCAGGACCAGAUGAUGUAA
Akanthomyces muscarius is the source of this 981-nucleotide messenger RNA. RefSeq lists its product as uncharacterized. Gene Ontology annotation, cellular component: cytoplasm; nucleus. Lineage: Eukaryota; Fungi; Ascomycota; Sordariomycetes; Hypocreales; Cordycipitaceae. The record is from RefSeq and is a predicted model, not a curated record. Gene Ontology annotation, molecular function: mRNA binding. The coding region runs from base 1 to 981 and encodes 326 amino acids. The transcript is spliced from 5 exons.